This is a messenger RNA of Diuraphis noxia (Russian wheat aphid), 1199 nucleotides long. It is a transcript of the gene Fib, whose product is annotated as rRNA 2'-O-methyltransferase fibrillarin. NCBI's taxonomy places the organism in Eukaryota, Metazoa, Arthropoda, Insecta, Hemiptera, Aphididae. The record is from RefSeq and is a predicted model, not a curated record. Gene Ontology annotation, molecular function: histone H2AQ104 methyltransferase activity; rRNA methyltransferase activity; RNA binding. Gene Ontology annotation, cellular component: box C/D methylation guide snoRNP complex; nucleolus; Cajal body. Gene Ontology annotation, biological process: rRNA methylation; box C/D sno(s)RNA 3'-end processing.
ACAUGUUUGAAAUUAGUGUACUGAACUACUGACUACUGAACUUCAAUGUGAUCCGGCUCCUGCUUCCACCUAAUUUGUUUUUUAGUAGUAACUUCAUUAUAUUAUACAAUGGGUUUUGACCGAGGUGGCCGUGGUGGUGGACGAGGAAGAGGUGGUGGUGGAGCUCCUCGAUUCUCAGGUGGUGGAGGACGUGGUGGUUUUGGUGGCGGUGGUCGUGGUGGCGGAGGUGGUCGAGGAGGUGGUGGUGGUUUCGGAGGUGGCGGUGGCUUCCGUGGACGAGGUCGUGGUGGAGGUGGCCGAGGUGGUGGCGGAAGGCCAUCCGGGGGACCCGGAGGCUUCAAAGGCGGUAAAAAAGUUAUAAUUGAGCCUCAUCGUCAUGCUGGAGUCUUCAUUGCCCGUGGUAAAGAAGAUGCACUUGUUACCAAAAACAUGAUUCCUGGAGAAACCAUUUAUGGUGAAAAGAGAAUAAGUGUUGAUCAGACUGAAGGAGAUAAAAUUGAAUACCGUGUGUGGAAUCCUUUCAGAUCAAAAUUAGCUGCUGCUAUAUUAGGUGGUAUUGAUGAAAUCCAUAUGCCACCUGGAUCAAAAGUAUUAUAUUUAGGUGCUGCUAGUGGAACAACUGUAUCACAUGUUUCUGAUGUUGUAGGACCUGAAGGCCUUGUGUAUGCAGUAGAAUUCUCACACAGGUCUGGUCGUGAUUUGAUUAAUGUUGCAAAGAAAAGAACUAAUAUCAUUCCCAUUAUUGAAGAUGCAAGGCAUCCUCAUAAAUACAGAAUGUUAAUUGGAAUGGUAGAUACAAUUUUUGCUGAUGUAGCUCAACCUGAUCAAGCUAGAAUUGUUUCAAUUAAUGCACAAUAUUUUUUAAAGAACGAAGGUCACUUUGUUAUAUCUAUUAAAGCAAAUUGUAUUGACAGUACAGCUGAACCAGCUGCAGUAUUUGCACAAGAAAUUGAGAAACUAAAGGCUGAUAAGCUUAAACCAACUGAACAGCUUACACUGGAGCCCUAUGAAAGAGAUCACGCUGUUGUAGUUGGUGUAUUUAGACCAGUUCCAAAGGGAAAGUAAACUUCGACUAAAUGAUUUUUUAACACAUAACAAGUUUUUGUACAAAUACUCGAUGAAACCAAUGUUUUUACUUAAAAAAUAUAAGUAUUUAAGCAUUUUAUUUCUAAUAAAAAUUGGAUUUUUAUUUUAUAAUA